UCAGUUUGACCCUCCCCGGCAGCCGUUAGGAGGAGCACGCGUUGCCGUAGCAACGGGAAAGCUAGCAGGCAGCAGUAGCUGUAGCUAGAGGGUUUCCUUCUGGGUUUGAAUCUCUUUUUGAAGCUAAAGAGGACACAGUUCUGAGGUUUUAGACCCGGGGCCGUCAUGGCUGUGAGUAACCCGUCUGUGUUCCUGCUCACAGUGAACGGACAGAUCGAGGGAGCGACUUUUCCAGAGUUUGAUAACCUGUACUGUAAAUACUGCUUUGUCUACGGACACGACUGGGCUCCCACCUCUGGAUUAGAAGAAGGCAUCACUCAGAUUACAUGUAAAGGGAUUCAGUCCUCACACAGAUUAAUCUGGAACUUUCCACUGGAGACGACUUUCAAGAGCACCAACCCUUCAGGAUGGCCUCAGCUGGUGGUGAGCGUGUACGGUCCAGAUGUGUUCGGUAACGACGUGGUGAGAGGCUACGGAGCGACGCACAUCCCCUUCACACCCGGACAACACACACGAACCAUCCCCAUGUUCGUCCCUGAGCCCACGUGGAGGCUGCAGAAAUUCACGAGCUGGCUGUUAGGACGGCGGCCCGAGUACACAGACCCCAAAGUCGUGGCCCAGGGGGAAGGCCGAGAAGUGACGCGCGUUCGCUCCCAAGGCUUCGUCACCGUCUCCUUUCACAUCAUAACGAAGGACAUGAAGAAACUGGGGUACGACACCGGACCAUCUGGACCUGCAAACACACAACCCUCCACACCGGGCUGGGCCACAGAGGAACAAUGAGAGAGAGGGACGAGGACUGUUUCAGACACUAACCGCCAUGAAGGACGCUGAAACAGGCAGGAAGUAGUGUUUGUGUUUGAGAUUAUUUGUGAGAUUUUAAUAGAUUAUUUAAAACAGCAGUUCCAGAUGUUUCCCUUUGUUCCUGAUAAUGUUUUCUAAUCUGUCAUUUUGUACUUUUUUAAAUAAAACCCAGCUCCACACAGCG
Molecule: messenger RNA, 988 nt
Organism: Notolabrus celidotus (New Zealand spotty)
Lineage: Eukaryota; Metazoa; Chordata; Actinopteri; Labriformes; Labridae
Gene: b9d1
Product: B9 protein domain 1
Exons: 7
Coding region: 166-783 (205 amino acids)
Biological process (GO): cilium assembly
Cellular component (GO): MKS complex
Source: RefSeq, a predicted model, not a curated record